This is a messenger RNA of Indicator indicator, 1575 nucleotides long. RefSeq names its product lysosomal acid glucosylceramidase-like. Gene Ontology annotation, molecular function: glucosylceramidase activity. The transcript is spliced from 10 exons. NCBI's taxonomy places the organism in Eukaryota, Metazoa, Chordata, Aves, Piciformes, Indicatoridae. Bases 1 to 1575 code for a protein of 524 amino acids. Gene Ontology annotation, biological process: glucosylceramide catabolic process. The record is from RefSeq and is a predicted model, not a curated record.
AUGGGGCCUGGGUGUGCUAGCGUCCUGGGCUGGCUCCUGCUCAUGCAGGCAGCGCUGCAGGCAGCAGGUGGCCGACCCUGCGAUGCCAAAGACUUCGGGCACGGCUCGCUGGUGUGUGUCUGCAGCGCCACUUACUGCGACACGCUGGACCCCGUGGUGCUGCCAGCCCCUGGCACCUACCUCAAGUACGAGAGCAGCAAGGCUGGCAAGCGGCUGGAGCGCAGCGAGGGAAGGUUCCAGCACAACGUCAAGACCUCAGAUUUCCAUCUCACCCUGGACAUGGCACAGAGGUACCAGAAGGUGAAGGGCUUUGGUGGCUCCGUCACAGACUCAGCUGCCAUCAACAUCCAGUCCCUGUCUGAGGGUGCCCAGAACCACCUGAUCCGCUCCUACUUCUCCGAGGAAGGCAUUGAGUACAACCUUGUGCGAGUCCCCAUGGCCAGCACAGACUUCUCUGUUCGCCUCUACACCUACGCUGAUGCUGAGGGAGACUUUGAGAUGAAGCAUUUCAACCUGACAGAGGAGGACACAAAGAUGAAGAUCCCCAUCCUCCAAGCAGCUCAGGCAGUGGCCAAGAGGCCUCUGUCACUGUAUGCCAGCCCCUGGACUUCCCCAGUCUGGAUGAAGACCAACGGUGCCAUGACAGGGAGGGGGACUCUGAAGGGCAGCCCUGGGGACAAGUACCACCAGGCCUGGGCCAAGUACUUCAUCCGGUUCCUGGAUGAAUAUGCCAAGCACAACCUGACCUUCUGGGCUGUGACAGCAGGGAACGAGCCCACAGCUGGUGAGAUUGUCUUCUACCCCUUCCAGUGCCUGGGCUUCUCCCCUGAGCACCAGAGGGACUUCAUCGCGCGGGACCUGGGCCCCACGCUGGCCAACAGCUCCCACCCCCACGUCCAGCUCAUCAUCCUGGAUGACCAGAGGGUGAUGCUGCCCUACUGGGCCCAAGUGGUUCUCAAAGACCCUGUGGCCGCCAGCUACAUCAGUGGCAUCGGCAUCCACUGGUACCUGGACUUCCUGGCACCCAUUGACCUCACACUCUCCAUCACCCAUCACCUCUUCCCAGACUAUUUCCUCCUCUCCACGGAGGCCUCCACUGGGUCCUACUUCUGGGAGCCCAGAGUGGUGCUGGGCGGCUGGGACCGUGGGAGCAAGUACAGCCACAGCAUCCUGACGAACCUCAACAACUAUGUGACUGGUUGGACUGACUGGAACCUGGCCCUGGACCUGGAGGGGGGCCCCAAUUGGAGCAAGAACUACGUGGACAGCCCUGUCAUUGUGGACAGCAGCAAGAACCUCUUCUACAAGCAGCCUAUGUUCUACCACCUGGGGCACUUCAGCAAGUUCAUCCCUGAGGGCUCGCAGCGUGUGGGGCUGGCUGUGUCCAAGAGGUGCCACCGGUGUGACCUGGAGCACUCAGCCUUCCUGCGCCCUGACGGUGCCAUCGUCCUGGUGGUGCUGAACCGCUCCCCUGUGGAUGUGUCCUUCGGGAUCUCUGACCCACGAGUCGGCUUCAUUGAGGCCACAGCUCCCAGCGACUCCAUCCAGACAUUCCUGUGGAGGCAGCCAGCCUAG